This is a messenger RNA of Oryzias melastigma (Indian medaka), 6766 nucleotides long. RefSeq names its product RNA polymerase II subunit A (gene polr2a). The record is from RefSeq and is a predicted model, not a curated record. Gene Ontology annotation, molecular function: DNA binding. NCBI's taxonomy places the organism in Eukaryota, Metazoa, Chordata, Actinopteri, Beloniformes, Adrianichthyidae. Gene Ontology annotation, biological process: transcription by RNA polymerase II. Gene Ontology annotation, cellular component: RNA polymerase II, core complex.
CUCAACGUUCAGAAGCGCUUAAAGCGCUCCGGAGUGUAGAUCGGAAAAGGGGAAGGGAGUAGCCUAGGUUCAGCUCAAGGGGGACCAACGUGUAAAAAAUCCCGCUUCUUAAGUAUCCGACAGCAGGGGUCCCGGAACAUCGCCUUCGGAUACUUUGCGGUGGCCGUUGGCGCCCUGAGCGGAGUCGUGGUGGCAUUUUUUAAGGCUGUUCCUGUUCUCAAAGCAGCGUGCCGAGGAAGGACGCGUCUCUUUGAAUAGACAGGAUGCACGGACCGCCCUCCGGCGACAGCGCAUGCCCACUGCGCACGAUCAAGAGAGUACAAUUCGGCAUCAUCAGUCCCGAUGAGCUUAAACGGAUGUCAGUCACCACCGAGGGGAUCAAAUACCCCGAGACAACUGAAGGAGGACGUCCUAAACUCUGUGGCCUUAUGGACCCAAGACAAGGGGUGAUAGAGCGCUCCGGGAGAUGUCAGACAUGUGCAGGGAACAUGACGGAAUGUCCCGGGCACUUUGGGCACAUAGAAUUGGCAAAGCCAGUUUUCCAUGUCGGGUUCAUAUCGAAGAUCAUGAAGGUUCUUCGGUGUGUGUGCUUCUUCUGCUCCAAGCUGUUGGUGGACUCGAAUAAUCCCAAGAUCAAAGACAUUUUAAUAAAGUCCAAAGGCCAGCCCAGGAAGCGUUUAACCCAUGUGUAUGAGCUGUGCAAAGGCAAAAACAUCUGUGAGGGAGGGGAGGAGAUGGACAACAAGUUUGGGGUUGAGCAGCAGGACACAGAAGAGGACAUCACCAAGGAGAAGGGUCACGGUGGCUGUGGACGCUACCAGCCUCGCAUCCGGCGCUCCGGCUUGGAGCUCUUUGCCGAAUGGAAACACGUCAACGAGGAUUCACAGGAAAAGAAAAUCCUGCUGAGUCCGGAGCGCGUGCACGAGAUUUUCAAGCGCAUCUCGGACGAAGAAGACAUCAUCUUGGGGAUGGAUCCCAAGUUCGCCCGGCCAGAGUGGAUGAUUGUAACCGUGCUGCCUGUGCCGCCACUGGCUGUGCGUCCCGCCGUGGUCAUGCAAGGCUCCGCUCGCAACCAGGACGACUUGACCCACAAAUUGGCUGAUAUUGUCAAGAUCAACAACCAGCUGAGACGAAACGAACAGAGCGGAGCCGCUGCGCACGUCAUCGCAGAAGACGUGAAGCUGCUUCAGUUCCAUGUCGCCACUAUGGUCGACAACGAGUUGCCAGGCUUACCAAGGGCAAUGCAAAAGUCCGGCCGGCCCCUAAAAUCUAUAAAGCAGCGUCUAAAGGGAAAGGAAGGCCGCGUGAGAGGAAACCUGAUGGGCAAACGCGUGGACUUCUCAGCCCGAACUGUCAUCACCCCAGACCCUAAUCUGCAAAUUGACCAAGUGGGCGUGCCGCGAUCCAUCGCAGCCAACAUGACCUUCCCCGAAAUAGUCACACCCUUUAACAUCGACAGAUUGCAAGAACUGGUACGAAGAGGCAACAGUCAGUAUCCUGGCGCCAAAUACAUCAUUCGAGACAACGGAGACAGAAUCGACCUGCGAUUCCACCCCAAACCAAGUGACCUUCAUCUGCAAAUCGGCUACAAGGUGGAAAGGCACAUGUGUGACGGAGACAUCGUUAUUUUCAACCGACAGCCUACACUACAUAAAAUGUCCAUGAUGGGGCACAGAGUGCGGAUUCUGCCCUGGUCUACGUUUCGACUCAAUCUCAGUGUCACCACCCCAUAUAACGCUGACUUUGAUGGUGAUGAGAUGAACCUCCACUUGCCUCAGUCGUUGGAGACCAGAGCAGAAAUCCAGGAGUUGGCCAUGGUGCCUCGCAUGAUCGUCACUCCGCAGUCCAACAGACCCGUCAUGGGUAUCGUGCAGGACACCCUCACCGCUGUGCGCAAAUUCACAAAGAGAGACGUCUUCUUAGAGAGGGGGGAAGUGAUGAACCUCCUCAUGUUCCUCUCCACCUGGGACGGAAAGAUGCCUCAGCCCGCCAUCCUCAAGCCGCGGCCUUUGUGGACGGGCAAGCAGAUCUUCAGCCUCAUCAUUCCAGGACACAUCAACGUGAUCCGAACGCACAGCACCCACCCUGACGACGAGGACAGCGGGCCUUACAAACACAUUUCACCUGGAGACACCAAGGUUAUCGUAGAGAACGGGGAGCUGAUCAUGGGGAUCCUCUGUAAGAAGUCUUUGGGAACGUCAGCCGGCUCCCUGGUCCACAUUUCCUACUUGGAGAUGGGCCAUGACAUCACUAGACUCUUCUACUCCAACAUCCAGACUGUGGUCAAUAACUGGCUGCUCAUUGAGGGUCAUUCCAUUGGUAUUGGAGACUCCAUCGCUGAUGCAAAGACGUACCUCGACAUCCAGAACACAAUCAAGAAAGCCAAGCAGGAUGUGAUAGAAGUCAUUGAGAAAGCACACAACAACGAGCUGGAGCCAACCCCCGGAAACACCCUGAGGCAGACCUUCGAGAACCAGGUGAACCGCAUCCUCAACGACGCUCGUGACAAAACCGGGUCCUCAGCCCAGAAGUCGCUGUCCGAAUACAACAACUUCAAAUCCAUGGUGGUGGCCGGCUCUAAAGGGUCAAAGAUCAACAUCUCGCAGGUUAUUGCCGUGGUGGGGCAGCAGAACGUGGAGGGUAAGCGGAUCCCCUUCGGCUUCAAGCACCGCACGCUGCCUCACUUCAUCAAGGACGACUACGGUCCUGAGAGCAGAGGCUUCGUGGAGAACUCCUACCUGGCAGGACUCACGCCCACAGAGUUCUUCUUCCACGCCAUGGGAGGCAGAGAGGGUCUGAUCGACACAGCUGUCAAGACAGCUGAGACUGGUUAUAUCCAGCGGCGUCUGAUCAAAUCCAUGGAGUCUGUCAUGGUGAAAUACGAUGCCACAGUGCGAAACUCCAUCAACCAGGUGGUGCAGCUGCGCUACGGUGAGGACGGCCUGGCGGGAGAGAACGUGGAGUUCCAAAACCUGGCAUCUCUGAAACCCUCCAACAAAGCUUUUGAAAAGAAAUUCAAGUUUGAUUGCACCAAUGACCGUGCGCUGAGGCGGGUCCUGCAGGAAGACGUGGUCAAAGACGUGAUGACGAACGCUCACAUUCAGAGCGUGCUGGAGAAGGAGUUUGACAAGAUGAAGGAGGACAGAGAGAUCCUCAGAGCCAUCUUUCCCACCGGAGACAGCAAGGUGGUGCUACCGUGCAACCUGGCCAGAAUGAUCUGGAACGCCCAGAAGAUCUUUAGAAUUAACCCUCGAACUCCGACAGACCUGAACCCAUUGAGAGUGGUUGAAGGGGUUCAGGAGCUGAGCAAGAAGCUGAUUAUUGUGAAUGGCGACGACCCGCUAAGUCGACAGGCUCAGGAGAACGCCACUCUGCUCUUCAACAUCCAUCUGCGCUCCACGCUCUGCUCCAAGCGCAUGACGGAGGAGUUCCGCCUCUCCACGGAGGCCUUCGAUUGGCUGUUAGGAGAGAUCGAGACCAAGUUCAACCAGUCCAUCGCUCAUCCAGGCGAAAUGGUCGGCGCGCUCGCCGCUCAGUCUUUGGGAGAGCCGGCCACCCAGAUGACCCUGAACACCUUCCACUACGCCGGCGUGUCGGCCAAGAACGUGACUCUGGGUGUGCCCCGUCUGAAGGAGCUGAUCAACAUCUCGAAGAGGCCCAAGACGCCUUCGCUCACCGUCUUCCUGCUGGGUCAGGCGGCGCGCGACGCCGAACGAGCCAAGGACAUCCUGUGCAGACUGGAGCACACCACGCUGCGCAAAGUGACUGCCAACACUGCCAUCUACUACGACCCCAACCCGCAGAACACAGUGGUGGCCGAAGACCAGGAGUGGGUGAACGUCUACUACGAGAUGCCCGACUUUGAUGUGACUCGGAUUUCCCCGUGGCUGCUGCGCAUUGAGCUGGACAGGAAGCACAUGACCGACCGCAAGCUGACCAUGGAGCAAAUCGCAGAGAAGAUCAACGCAGGUUUUGGAGAUGAUCUGAACUGUAUCUUCAACGACGACAACGCGGAGAAGCUGGUGCUGCGAAUUCGGAUCAUGAACAGCGACGAGAACAAGUUCCAGGAGGACGAGGAGGUGGUGGACAAAAUGGACGACGACGUGUUUCUGAGGUGCAUCGAGUCCAACAUGUUGACGGACAUGACUCUGCAGGGCAUCGAGCAGAUCAGCAAGGUCUACAUGCACUUACCCCAGACGGACAACAAGAAGAAGAUCAUCAUCACUGAGGAUGGGGAGUUCAAGGCCCUGCAGGAGUGGAUCCUGGAGACAGACGGAGUGAGCCUCAUGAGGGUGCUCAGCGAGAAGGACGUGGAUCCUGUCAGAACCACGUCCAACGACAUCGUGGAGAUCUUUACGGUUUUGGGAAUCGAGGCCGUACGGAAGGCGCUGGAAAGGGAGUUGUACCACGUCAUCUCCUUUGACGGCUCCUACGUCAACUAUCGCCACUUGGCUCUGCUCUGCGACACCAUGACCUGCCGCGGCCACCUGAUGGCCAUCACGCGUCACGGCAUCAAUCGGCAGGACACGGGGCCUCUCAUGAAGUGUUCCUUUGAGGAAACGGUGGAUGUGCUGAUGGAGGCGGCGUCCCACGGCGAGAGUGACCCCAUGAAGGGCGUAUCGGAGAACAUCAUGCUGGGCCAGCUGGCGCCAGCGGGGACGGGCUGCUUCGACUUGCUGCUGGAUGCGGAGAAGUGCAAGUAUGGCAUGGAGAUCCCAACAAACAUACCCGGCAUCAGCGUAGCUGGACCCACUGGAAUGUUCUUCGGGUCUGUGCCGAGUCCCAUGAGCGGGAUGUCUCCUGCCAUGACUCCUUGGAACACAGGGGCCACUCCAGCCUACGGCGCCUGGUCCCCCAGUGUCGGAAGCGGCAUGACUCCUGGAGCUGCUGGUUUCUCCCCCAGCGCGGCGUCAGACGCCAGUGGAUUCUCCCCUGGUUACUCCCCCGCCUGGUCUCCCACGCCUGGAUCCCCAGGAUCCCCGGGGCCGCUCAGCCCGUACAUCCCAUCUCCAGGUGGAGCAAUGUCACCAAACUACUCGCCCACCUCCCCCGCCUACGAGCCUCGCUCCCCAGGAGGCUACACCCCGCGCCGCAGAGCUCCCACAUGACAUCGUUCGCCACCGCGCGGGAAGGGGGGAGGGGCCUCUCCUUUCCAACUUUACCCCUCCUGAAACUAAAGACUAAAACUGAUGAGAAAAAAAAGGUUGCCUUUUGAGAAAUUGUUUCUUUUUAACACGAGAUGUUGAAACAAACUGAGAAAGAAGACUUUGAAACGGGAAACGGGGCUUCCCGCUUUCCCGUCUCUCGUUCUCUUGACGCCGGUUGCUUAGGUUUCUCCUGGAAAAGGCGUUCUUGUCGCCAGCAGCUUUUUUCUGAGAAAGUAGAUUGUAUUUAUUGAACAUUAACACUUAAGAUCUUGAGGCAAUACGCGCGAAAACCGUCUUCAUCCAGGAGUCCACCUUUGGCUGCUUUCGUCACUUCCUGUUUCUCUUAUUUUGAAAAAUAAAAGUUCUUUGAGAAAGAAGCACGUUCUCAGAGUCGGAGUAGACUUCUAGAUCCUCCUCCAGAGAGCUGAAAGAUGUCAUGACAACACCCACCAGCAUCCUCUGCUGGGCCAAUAGAAGUUUGAGACUUAUUAAAAAAAAAAGAAUAAAAAUAGAAAAAAAAUCCCUCUUUUCAUGUGUAAAAACAUUAUAAGAAGUAGUUUAAAUUCUUAUUCUGUCUUUAAAUUUUUUGAAUCAGUUGCCAGUUCUGCUUCUUCUUUUUUUGAGCAAUCCUCUCGUUUGCUCAGUUUUGUCCCAUUUCUGAAGCGUUUGAACUAUUUUUAUUUAUCAGUAUAUUCAUCUGUAUAAAUAGAAAACUCAAAUGAUUUUUUAAAUUUUUUUCCCUCCCGCCGUCUCUCUUCUUUGUUCAUUGAUGAGUUUUAGGCCGAUGUUCAUCAGCUGUGGAUGAAGGGGUCGAGUUUGAGGGGAAAAGUGUAUUUGUCCUUUUUUUUUUUCCCAACCUGGCAACGUGCCCUUUCACUUAUCAGAGCUUAAAGAAAGUCACUUCUGAGGGAAUCAUUCAUUCCCGUUGGCCUUUUAUUAACAAAUAGAGGCUAUUUUUUUUGUUUUUGUUUGUUUGGCCUCUAACUUUACCCACUACAUUAGUGUGAACUUGAUUUUUUUUUUUUUUGUAAAUCCACCCAGUUGGACUGUCAGGGAACCGUAUGUGCGCCUGCUAGAAAGCAGCUUUCUUUCAUUUUUUUUUUUUCCAUCAAAACAUUCAACACGGUUGGAGUUUUCUGAACGUUCGGAUCCCCUCCCUCUUCAUCCACAAGCGAUCUUCAUUUCUUUAAGGAAAAAUAAAUAAAAAUACUCAGUGUUUUCUUGUAUUUUUCUACUCGCUCGUCUGUACCUGUGAUGAGGGGAACCGUUGGGGGGCGUGUGUUGUAAGACUGGGAGUCCCGCAGAAGUUAAAUGCAUCCUUUUAGUUCUGAAAGCCUUUAACUUCUUCAGAUUUAUUUUUCCCUUCAUGCUCAGACUGGAGCAGAACGAGCUCCCUGCUUCCUGUGCUGAUGGUUCAGGACUCCCAGAAGAUGUUAGUUUUAUGUCUUUUUCUUUUUUUUUGAUGGCAAUUCAGGGUUUCAAGCUGAGGAAAGAGUUGAUGUUAAAGAAAAAAAAUAACUUAAAAGUUGCCACUGUAUAGCAAUGGAAUCAUUAUCUCUGCAUUCUCUGUAUCUGUUUGUUUUUGACUUGAUAAAAGCAAAAUAAAAAUUUUAAUACAC